AGCUUUCAGCAAAAAAGAUAUUCCUUUAACUUUAGUCUUUGAGAAAAAUGGAAAACCAAACAAAAGAAUUUCCCAAGAACGAAAUUCAUUCCCAGGAAAGCGAAGAGGAGAACGAGAAAAAACAGGAUGCCUGGAUUCAGAACAGAAAUUCACAGUCUGGCAACUCUUUUGAGGAGGAAAUCAGCCGUCUGAAAUCUCUUUUGGAUGCAGAAAGCGCAAGAUUUAACGAAGAACAGCAAAGAGCAAACAGGUUGGACAAAGAAUUACAUGAUGCAAAACUCCAGCUCCAAAAAUGGAAGGAGUUUAGUGAGAGGAACGGUCACAUGGGAUUGAACACCAGUGUUGACACCUUAUCAGCUGAGCUCUUGAUGGAAAAGGAGAAAAAUAAGGUCCUACAGCGAGAGAAAAACGAGGCAAGCGAACAGCUCAAAUCUUCUGAGGAAAGAGAGAAGCUUUUACAGAGCGAGUUGGACCAAUUCAAGGCGUUACAUGAGGAAGUUAUCACUAAGCUUCAGAUGGAUCUUAUUAGUCGGACAGAAAGGCUGGCGACGUUGGAGGAGGAUCUAAUUAGGGAAAAAAGAGCCAACUCCAAAACAACCGUGAAACUUACAUUCCCGUGGAACCUGAAAGGCGAGAACAAAGCUCAGCGUACAGAGCCGAAGCAGGAGAUUGCAAUGCAGAGAAAGACGUCUGAAGAGCCGGAGACGCUUUUGCAGGGAGGGCUGGAGCAGAUGACGGUAUUAUACGAUGACCUAAGCACUCGUUAUCAAACCGAUGUUAAAUUCCUAAAAACACACACUAUAUCAUUAGAGCAGGAGCUAAGAAACCACAGAGAAACUCAUUCCGAGGUGGUGAAGAUGCACCGCAUGCUUUACACUCAACAAGAAGCUGAGAAGGAGGCUCUCUGUCAAAAACUGGACUCCCUGCAAAACGCCUUUAAAGAGACAGAAACAGGUCACCAGAGAGAGCUGGAGGACAUCAAGGAGGUACACCUGGAGAUCGUCAGGAAGAACGCAACAGAUGCUGAGAACCUGAGGGGGCAGGUGGACGCUCUGGAGCGGGAGCUAAAGGAUGAGAGGUACGCUCACGCUGAGACGGACAUUAGGGCCAUCAGGGACGUGAAACGUCUAAAAGCAGAGAAGAAGAUGCUGCUGCAGGAAACGGAUGAACUCAAAAAGAGGAUCUCUGCGGGCCAGGUGAAGUUUAACGAAGAGCUGGAGGCUCUGAGAGCGGAAAAAGAAAAUCAAAUUCAACGUAACCGUCAGCUUUGCGACGAGCUGAACGAGAGAGUCAACAAGACUUCUGAACCGGAGGAGGCAGAAAAGAAGCCGUUUUUGAAAAAAGUACGACAUGCUCUUGGUCUGAGGAAACCAGAAAAAUGGAAGAAAAAUAAGCCCACCUGAAAUAGGCCAGGAUGGAGGGAUGCGAGGCGGAGCCGCGCUACACCAUCGAGCAGAUCGACCUCCUGCAGCGCCUGCGCCUCUCCGGCAUGACCAAGCCUCAGAUCCUCCACGCCUUGGAAUCCCUGGAGCGGCUGGACCCCGAGCACCGCCCGGCGCACGGCGACCCUCGCCCGGCCCCGCCCAACGGCGCCGCCCCCGCCACGGGCGCCCCCGCCCCGUCCUCGUCCUCCUCCUCGUCCUCCGCCUCCUCGCUCUCUCUGGCCUCCGCCACCACCCAGACCUCGGGCCUGGACGGCGCCGCGCUGUCCCCCAGCAACAGCUACGAGGCCUCGCCGCCGCCCCUGUACCCGCCCAGCGUGGUGGUGCAGCGGGCGUUCAGCUACGACAUGAUGGGGGAGGAGGAGUGGGACCUGGAGGAGAAGGUGGAGGAGUACAUGAGGAGAGACAGCAACCUGGUGAAGGAGGAGAUCAAAACGUUCCUGAACAAUCGGCGGAUCUCUCAGGCAAUCGUGGGCCAAGUUACAGGCAUCAGCCAGAGCUACAUCUCCCAGUGGCUCCUGCAGCAGGGGCUGGAGAUGAGCGACUCCAAGCGCAGAGCCUUCUACCGCUGGUACCUGCUGGAGAGGAACAAUCCAGGCCUGAGGUGGAGUGAAAGCCAGCACAGCGUGAGUCCCACGCCCAGGGCCAGGGGAGGGGACAGAGAUGGGACGGUAGCAGGGGCGAGCGGCAGCCUCCUCAACAUCUUCCCCAACCCCAACACCAGCCUGAUGCCCAACCACAGCCCGUCGUGGAGCAGGCAGAGGGAGCUGCUGAUGCACCUGCUGCCGUGGUACACUGCCGCCGCCGCCGCCGCAGCAGCUGCCCAGGCCCAGCCAGGCGCCACCCUGUCGAUGCGUUCUUUGGUGAAGGAGGAGCCUGACUGGAGAACGGGCAUCAUCGCCAGCGACAGAGCGGGGAUAGUAGGCGGUCCUCUCAGGCUGCGCAGGGGGAGCAGGUUCACCUGGAGGAAGGAGUGCCAGUCGAUCAUGGAGAGCUUCUUCGUGGAGAACCAGUAUCCGGAUGAGGCCAAGCGGGAGGAGAUUGCCAACGCCUGUAAUUCUGUCAUCCAGAAGCCAGGCUGUAAACUGUCAGAGUUUGAGCGGGUGACGGCGCUGAAGGUGUAUAACUGGUUCGCCAACCGUCGGAAGGAGAUGAAGAGAAGAGCAAACAUAGAAGCUGCCAUCUUGGAAAGCCAUGGGAUUGAGGUGCCAAGUCCGAGCUGCCACUCAAACGGCGAAGAGGGAGAGCUGCAAGAGUUUGCAGAUCCGGUGAACCAUCGGUUCUCAGAGCAGGAGGACAGCACUUCCCAGAAAACCGUUGACCACCAGAGCCGCUCCUCUCUGACCGGCGGGGAGGCCCCGCCGAGCCCCGGCACUCAGGGCGUACAGCAGAAGGACGAGGAUUCAAAAAGGGAGUCCGUGGACGAGGAGUGACUAAACCCAGCCGAACGGAAUUUGAUUCGGUCUGAAACAGAACAGUAACCCCCCCCUCCGGCUCCUCCCACGCGGGACCUUUUGGGUCAGUGGGACGGAAGGAGGGCGUUGAAGCUCUCUGAGGUGCCUCGGGAAGGUGAGGAGGCCACCGCAUCUAUCAACAGUAAUCCUGCUUAUAAUAAUGGCAAUAUAAAGUUUAUGUAUAGGUAA
This is a messenger RNA of Fundulus heteroclitus (mummichog), 3085 nucleotides long. RefSeq names its product HNF-1_N and homeodomain domain-containing protein. Bases 1415 to 2875 code for a protein of 486 amino acids. The record is from RefSeq and is a predicted model, not a curated record. Gene Ontology annotation, molecular function: double-stranded telomeric DNA binding. Gene Ontology annotation, biological process: positive regulation of DNA-templated transcription. Lineage: Eukaryota; Metazoa; Chordata; Actinopteri; Cyprinodontiformes; Fundulidae. Gene Ontology annotation, cellular component: nucleus. The transcript is spliced from 11 exons.